Coccidioides immitis RS is the source of this 312-nucleotide messenger RNA. RefSeq lists its product as uncharacterized. The transcript is spliced from 3 exons. Lineage: Eukaryota; Fungi; Ascomycota; Eurotiomycetes; Onygenales; Onygenaceae. The coding region runs from base 1 to 312 and encodes 103 amino acids. The record is from RefSeq and is a predicted model, not a curated record.
AUGAAGGGCGUUCAUCUGUCUUUGCAUAAAAGACAUAUUCCCCCCACGGAGGCGCCGAAACCACCAUCCAUUGGGAGGACGUCCGCCGAUCUUCCAGACAGUCUGAAGAAAUUGAAAUGGGAAUGGUGGGUUCGCCCUCGGCGCUUGUUCGAUAUCUGUGUGAUCAAUGUGGGCGGGAGCGCCAGUAACGCUGCCGUUAUUGCAUGGUUGAAGGAGGGUGGCAAGGUUCCUGCCCUUAAGAUCCGCUCGACUGUGCAGAUGGUCAAUGCUACCCUCAGCGACAUUUUGCCUCUCGCCGCCGUCCACAACUGA